Molecule: messenger RNA, 2631 nt
Organism: Cottoperca gobio
Lineage: Eukaryota; Metazoa; Chordata; Actinopteri; Perciformes; Bovichtidae
Gene: upf3b
Product: UPF3B regulator of nonsense mediated mRNA decay
Exons: 10
Coding region: 262-1809 (515 amino acids)
Biological process (GO): positive regulation of translation; nuclear-transcribed mRNA catabolic process, nonsense-mediated decay
Cellular component (GO): nucleolus; cytoplasm
Molecular function (GO): mRNA binding
Source: RefSeq, a predicted model, not a curated record
UGACAAAUAACAUUUCUGUGAGUUUGCUAACUGCAGACAAGUCAAAUGGUCAAAACUAAAUACAUUUAAAUAUUUUUAAAUUCGCGGUAUACUCUUGUUUUUACUCAAAGCGCCCCGCUCUGGCGGUAACGUCAAACUGCAGGUCCAACCAGAGGAAGUUACGGUUAGUUCCGUUGUUACUAGACGGCUAACUUGCUAAAAAAGUAAACAAGUCUGCGGAUGAGAUGAAAUACAACUGCGGGACGAAGUAGCAUUUCAACUAUGAAGGAAGACAAGGAAAACGCUAGACCGAAGGAGAGAAAACUGGAAAUAAACUGUGAAGAUGGAGAAAAGACGGAGAAGUCCAAGGAAAAGAAAGAGGCCAUGACAAAGAUUGUGAUCCGAAGAUUACCACCAAGUCUGACCAAGGAGGAGCUGGAGGAGCAGUUACAACCUCUCCCAGAGAUGGACUACCUGGAGUUUUUCUCCAACGACACAAGCCUUUUCCCUCACCUCUUCGCAAGGGCAUACAUAAACUUCAAAAAUCAAGAUGAUAUAGUUCUCUUCAGAGAUCGAUUUGAUGGUUAUGUGUUCAUUGACAGCAGAGGACAGGAGUAUCCUGCCGUUGUGGAGUUUGCGCCUUUUCAAAAGACUGCCAAGAAAAGAAGUAAGAAAAAGGACGCAAAAUGUGGAACAAUCGCUGAAGAUCCUGAUUACAAUAAGUUUCUUGAACUUUACAACGGCGAUGACGACAAGUUGGCAUCAACACCUGAGACCCUGUUGGAAGAGAUUGAGGCAAAAUCAAAGGAACUUGUAGCUAAAAAAACAACUCCACUGCUGGACUUCCUGAAGAAUAAACAGAGAAUCAGGGAGGAAAAGAAAGAAGAGAGAAGAAGGAGGGAGCUUGAACGCAAGCGUCUGCGUGAUGAGGAGCGUCGUAAGUGGAGGGAGGAGGAGAGAAGGAAGCGCAAAGAUAACGAUAAGAUGAAGAGACUUGAAAAACCGCUCGAUAAAGACAAGGACCAAGUUAAAGAAGAACCAAAGAUUAAGCUUCUGAAGAAGCCAGACAGAGGUGAGGAUGCUGAUUCUGAGAAGCCCAAGGAAAAAGCCAAGAAACCAGAGAGGCCAAAUAAAGAGGACAGAUCCAUGGGGAGUGCCGAUCAUAAGAGGCGUCAACACAUUGACAAUAAGGAGGAUCGAGGAAGGAAAGCGGACGAAGACGGGAGGAAGGAGUUCAGGGAGUGUGACCCAGAUCGAGACAGAGAGCGGCGGCAGAGAGAAAAGGAGCGCUUCAGGCGACAGGAUGAAGAUCGGCGAAGAAGGAGAGAACGGCAGGAUGAGAACUCCUUAAGGAAGGAGAAGAGAGAUCAGGAUGUUAAAAAAGAUAAAGAGCGUGCCUUGGAGAAGAAAAAAGGUGAACACAUUGGAGACUCCUCUCGCUCUGAGAGGCCAGAGAGGUCCGAGAGGUCCGAGAGGUCCGAGAGGUCCGAGAGGUCCGAGAGGCCAGAGAGACCAGAGAGGUCCGAGAGACCAGAGAGGUCCGAGAGGUCCGAGAGGCCAGAGAGGUCCGAGAGGUCUGCCAAAGACCACAGGAAGGAGGAAAGCCUGAAAAGAGAUCGACUACGAAACAAGGAUCGGCCUGCGAUCCAGCUUUACCAGCCAGGGGCCAGAAGCCGCAAUCGAGGUGGGGGAAGAGGAGGAGGAGGAGGAAGAGGAGGAGAAGAAGAAGAAGAUGAUGAAGAAGAAGAAGAAGGAGGAGCCGAAUCCAACUCUGCCGACAGGAAGCCAGAUACUGAGACAGAGAAAAUGGCUGACAAAGGAGACGAUUGAGCACAUUUACACUUAUGGCAUUUUAAGUUUGGUGGAGAGAGGGGAGACAGGCCUGUGGGGCUCAGAGCAGCAAUGUGGCGCCUCAGGGUGACAUGCACUGCAGUUCAAGCAUCCGGCUCUCCCAGUCUCAGAGGCAGAGGAAUGAUUGCAGAGCCUAUUAGUGCCUGAUUGUGACCCUCUUUAGUUUUAUUUGUUAGGAAAAAGUUUGGCUGUAGGGCACAUUGGGUGAAGCCAAAGCUUUCUUGGACCACGUGAACUCAAAGUGACCUUAUUUCAGUAUUGUUUCUCUGAUGUUAAGUGUUGAAAACAUUUGCUUUCAACAUAUAAAUCUAUAUCACAGUUGUUAACUUCCCAAUUACGCAAUAUAUCAGCAUUGCCAUCAAUAUUGUUUCUACACGGUCUUGAAUGAGAUUUCUGUUGUAGCGUUGACAUUUUCCGUUUGAAGUGUAUACAUGUAAAUCUUCCUCUGCCUGGGGAACUUGUAUUAAAGCUUUUCAUGGUCUUUAAUUCUAAUAUUGUUUUAUAGGCACAGACCAUAUGCUGCAGUAUAUAGUCUGUACUUACGUGGUGUGGGAUCAUGUGUUUUGUUCAUACAGUGACUGAGGAGAAAUAGCCAUUUCUGACUAGACUGCCAUGUGACAGCUACGCCUGCAUGCAACUUCAAUCAGCAGGAUCAACCUGUGGCCUCCCCCCUCCUUUUCUAAUCUGAAACUCCCCUAAAAUAUUAAUGUGUGAUGCACCAAACUGAAUACAGCAUGAGAAUGAUGCUAACAUACAGAAGCCAAUUUUUACUGGAAUAAAAGAGGUCUUUGCUUAAGUGUA